AUGGCAUUGAUAAAGUCUAUUGAAAUUUUGACAAUUUUAAUAAUCAUCGUAGUGGCGGCAAAUUCAGCACUUGAUGCUGGCCAUGACCUGAUUGUCGGAUCUCGACUUGCUGGGGAUAAAUGUAUUUACAAGGAAAAUAUUGUGAAAGCUGGAAAGUGGUUCCAGAUAGUUGAAGUCACCAAAAAAAUUAAGACGACGCGAGAUGAAAAAGUGACUCAAAUUAUAGCUAAGGAUCACGCACUUGAUGGUACAGGCGCAUUCGCCAAAGUUAUUGAAGGGGGUCCAAUGUACUAUAAUGUUACGAUGAAUUUUAAGAGUCAAAGGAGUUAUGGAAUCGAUUUCACUCUCGAAGUCUAUGCUCGUUAA
Messenger RNA from Belonocnema kinseyi, 366 nucleotides. RefSeq names its product probable salivary secreted peptide. The transcript has a single exon. Bases 1 to 366 code for a protein of 121 amino acids. Lineage: Eukaryota; Metazoa; Arthropoda; Insecta; Hymenoptera; Cynipidae. The record is from RefSeq and is a predicted model, not a curated record.